AUGUCAUAUACCGUGACGGUCACCAAGGAACUAGAAAAGAAAAAGAAAGAAGAAGAGGAGAAAGCAAAAGAGGAGGAACUAAAAGCUAUUGAAGAAAAAGCUCAGUCUGAGUCGCAGCUCCUAGAAGUUAAAGAGAGACUAGGUAAACUAGAGGAAGUUGUUAAGGAAAUUGCGGUUGAAUCAAAGAAACAAUCAGGUGGCAGUGUAACAAAAACCCAGGUCCAGGAAGACAUUAGUGAGACAAUCAAACAGAAGUCCCUGGAACCAGCACCAGUUCCUGAUUCUUCCCAGCAGGAUCAGAAGGGCAAGACCCAAAAUGAAGGAACUUCUCCAGAUGGGAUUUUUAGGAAGGUGCAAUUUAAGCCUGUUACCAAAUAUGAGUCUUUCACGAUUGAUGACCUGCCAGGGCAGCAAUGGAUUAGAUUGAAAAGAAAGUUCAGAGAGAAUGAAGAGGUUAAGGUGGAAGCAACCAUGUUUGACGGAGCUGUUCCAAUUCCAAAAUCUGGUGUGCCUGGCAUAAAGGAAGAUGUGCUGCUUCAUAUUACUUUGAUUGUUAAUAUCUCAAAGGGUGAUGGUGAUGUCUUGGAGAUUGUGGGUUCAGCUUGGCCCGAUAGCAUAGAAAUUACAAACCUUUUAGCACGCCGGAGUGACAAUACCUCACCUAAAGCUUAUGAUGGUCCUGAAUUCAAGGAAUUGGACGAUGAGUUCCAAGAUACACUUUAUGAAUUCUUGGAGGCAAGAGGUAUAAAUGAAGAAAUGGCAGCUUUCUUGCAUGAAUACAUGAGGAACAAAGCAACGGAAUGA
Messenger RNA from Dovyalis caffra, 804 nucleotides. The record is from the annotation of a GenBank genome assembly. NCBI's taxonomy places the organism in Eukaryota, Viridiplantae, Streptophyta, Magnoliopsida, Malpighiales, Salicaceae.